This is a messenger RNA of Penicillium verrucosum, 1674 nucleotides long. RefSeq lists its product as uncharacterized. The coding region runs from base 1 to 1674 and encodes 557 amino acids. Gene Ontology annotation, molecular function: dipeptide transmembrane transporter activity; tripeptide transmembrane transporter activity. Gene Ontology annotation, biological process: transmembrane transport. The record is from RefSeq and is a predicted model, not a curated record. NCBI's taxonomy places the organism in Eukaryota, Fungi, Ascomycota, Eurotiomycetes, Eurotiales, Aspergillaceae. Gene Ontology annotation, cellular component: plasma membrane; fungal-type vacuole. The transcript has 3 exons.
AUGGCGUCCACAGACCGUGAGAUCGAUACUGUUGCAGCUCCGUGCGAUAACGAGGUCACCCAGCAUGCCGUCCUAAAUGAAAAGGCUAUGGAUUCCGAUUUGGACAAGGAGAACCAGAUCACUCCCGAUGGCGGCGAACCCACUCUCUCAGAAAAGACUUCCUUACGCCAUAUCGCAGAGAACCUGCCCCUCUCCGCCUGGUUGGUGGCUGUUGUCGAGCUGAGCGAGCGUUUCACCUACUACGGAAUGUCUGGUCUGUUCCAGAACUACGUCCAGCGACCUCGGGAUGGUAGUGAGGGACGUGGUGCGCUCGGUAUGGAUCACCAGGGUGCUACCGGUCUCACCACCUUCUUCCAGUUCUGGUGUUAUGUUACCCCCAUCAUCGGUGCCAUCAUCGCCGAUCAGUAUCUCGGCAAGUACAAGACCAUUGUGCUGUUCUGUAUCGUCUACAUGGUUGGUCUGCUCGUCCUCGUCUGUACCUCCAUCCCCACGGCCCUGGAUCACGGCUCGGGUAUCGGUGGUUUCAUUGUUGCCAUCUUGAUCAUCGGUCUGGGUACCGGUGGUAUCAAGAGUAACGUGGCUCCUUUGAUUGCGGAUCAGUACAAGCGGAAGAAGAUGGCCAUCACUACGACCAAGAAGGGCGAGCGCGUGAUCAUCGACCCCGCCCUGACCAUUCAGCGUAUCUACAUGAUCUUCUACGGAUGCAUCAACGUCGGUUCGCUCUCCCUUCUCGCCACUCCCUACAUGGAGCUGUACAUCGACUUCUGGCCCGCCUACCUUCUCUGUCUCUGCAUGUUCAUGGUUGGUACCCUGGUGAUUGUUCUCGGCCGCAAGUUUUACGUUGUUCGCCCGCCCCAAGGCUCCAUCAUCACGGACGCUUUCCGCGCCCUCUGGAUCAUGGUCAAGAACCGCAACAUGGAUGCCCCCAAGCCCUCAUGGCAAAACGAGCACAAUGGUGUCUCGGCCGUCAAAUGGGACGACCACUUCAUCGACGAGCUGAAGCGCGCCCUGGUCGCCUGUCGCGUGUUCGCCUUCUACCCGAUCUACUGGGUUGUCUACGGACAGUUCUCCGGCAACUUCGUCACCCAAGCCGGCCAGAUGGAAGGCCACGGCAUUCCUAACGAUCUGAUGCAGAAUUUCGACCCGAUCUCCGUCAUUGUUUUCAUUCCCCUUCUGGAAACCUGCGUCUACCCCCUGAUGCGCCGCAUGAAGAUCCCCUUCCCCCCAUCACCCCACCUGAUCUACUCCGCCGGACCCUGCUACGGCCACCCUUUGUGCGCAGCCUCGGAGGUCGACGGCGCCGCCCAAGGCAACAGAGUGCACAUCGCCAUCCAAACCCCAGCCUACAUGUUCAUCGGUGUAUCUGAGAUUUUCGCCUCGGUUUCCGGUCUCGAAUACGCCUACACCAAGGCACCUCCCAGCAUGAAGUCCUUUGUGCAGUCGAUGUACCUCCUCACGAACGCCUUCGGAUCUGCUAUCGCCGAGGCCCUCACUCCCGCCGCUUUCGACCCCGCCAUCAUGUGGAUGUUCACCGGUCUUGCCUGUGCGUCCUUUGUGGCUGGUCUUAUCUUCUACACCAUCUUCCAUCACCUGAACGCGAAGGAAGAUGAUAUGAACGCCCUCGAUGCCGACGACGAUAUUCUCGAAGCGGAACGGCGCCAGUCCAAGGAGUAA